AUGUAUGUGAAAUGGUUUGAUACAGUAAUGUUUUACUAUGUGAUUUAAGUGAAUUUAGUGAAUGUCACUUUUACAACUUUCAAAUUUCCCGCCAGUUCCGUCCCCGUACGUCCCGACAUCGCAUGAAACGGAACCCGGAAGACAGAUGCCGGCAUCCACCGGAGGACAUGGCCAGGGACACUGCAGGAGGGACAUCGUGGGAGCGCAGGACAAGGUAAGUGAAGAAGAGAUCCCGGAGCAACGGUGCAGGGUAUUCCCGAGUGUAGCUCGGGGUUACCGCUUGUGCUACACUCGGGAAUACCUCCAGGGAGGU
Staurois parvus is the source of this 313-nucleotide messenger RNA. NCBI's taxonomy places the organism in Eukaryota, Metazoa, Chordata, Amphibia, Anura, Ranidae. The record is from the annotation of a GenBank genome assembly.